Molecule: messenger RNA, 309 nt
Organism: Phoenix dactylifera (date palm)
Lineage: Eukaryota; Viridiplantae; Streptophyta; Magnoliopsida; Arecales; Arecaceae
Source: RefSeq, a predicted model, not a curated record
AUGGCAUCAGUGGGAGGAAAGCAUGUGAAGCUUUUGGGGGGGUGGGCAAGCCCGUUUGUGAUUCGGACGCGGAUUGCUUUGAAUCUGAAGGGAGUGGAUUACGAGUUCUUGGAGGAGGUGUUUGGGGUGAAGAGUGAGCUACUGCUCGAGUCCAACCCUGUGUACAAAAAAAUUCCUGUACUCAUCCAUGAAGGCAAGCCCAUCUGUGAGUCCAUGAUCAUCGUUCAGUACAUCGACGACAUCUGGGCUGCCAAGGGCUCCGCCAUCCUGCCCGCCAAUCCCUACGAAGGCGCCAUUCACCGCUUCUAG